AUGUUUGAGUGUCCAAUAUGUUUAAUAACUUAUGAUAACAAUCAAGCCUUUACAUUUCCUUCCUGUUUUCACACUUUCUGUAAGAAUUGUUUAAAAUUAAAUUUUGAAAAUAAAAUAAAGGAACAAAAUAUAAGUUUAGAUACUUUUAAAUGUCCUGGAUGUGAAAAGCUUUUCGAUUAAAGUUUGAUUUAGAAUUUUGUUUCAGAAUAAAUAUUCAAGAAAUAUUGUGAACUAAGUAUAGAAAUGAAUCAAAUUUUUGGUUUAGAAGAAAAUGAAAUAUUAACUAAUUGUUUAAACGAGACUUGUAGAGAGAAAUAUAUAAUUUGGAAAAAUGCAGGUAUUAUAUAAUUAUUAGAUUUAGAAUAUUAAAAUUGUAUUAAAUGUAAAAUGUAAUAUUGUCGUUUAUGUUUCUUACCAUAACACAAGAAUGAAAGAACUUGUGAAGAAUAAAAAAUAAUGUAUUAGGACAAAGUUUAUUAAGAUUUAAAGGUUCUUUUAAAAGCAAGCAGAUGUCCUAAAUGUAGGGUAAUGGUAGAAAAGGUAGCAGGUUGUAAUUUUAUGACCUGUAGAUGUGGUACUAAUUUUUGUAAUAUAUGUGAUAUUUAACUUGAGAAACAAGUAAUAAUGUAUAUAUAUUAAAAUAAGGAUCAUUAUUCUCAUUUUGAAGGAAAUAGUCCUUUUAAUAAUAAAUGCAAAAUAAAAGUGAAUGGAUAAUGGGUUACAAGACCAGUAGUGAAAGAAGUUUAAAAGGUUGAAAUCAAAAAAGUAAUUUAAGCAGAAGUAAAAGCUGUUAAUCAUAUACCAUGUCCAAAUUGUAACUCAACUAAUCCUAAGAUUACUUAACUUUAACUUUUUGAUAUAAUUGUUCAUUGUAACAGUGUAAAAUGCUAAAAUAGAGCAUAUUGUUUAACAUGUAAGAAAAUGGUUCCUCAUUAAUAAAUAUUAAAUCACUAUACAAAUACAUUAGAAUGCAAAUUUAAAUGA
Molecule: messenger RNA, 984 nt
Organism: Paramecium pentaurelia
Lineage: Eukaryota; Ciliophora; Oligohymenophorea; Peniculida; Parameciidae
Source: the annotation of a GenBank genome assembly